UCGAUUUCUUUAGGUUUUUUAAAAAAUUAGGUUUCGGAAUUCGAAGGUUAUUCACUGGAUUUGAAAGGUAGAAAAGGCUUUCAAUUUCUUUGAGUAAGAAAAAAAAAAAAUUAGGUUCUGGAGAGCAUUUACUGCGUUUGGAGCUACUCAAAGAUUUGUUAAUCUUGAAUGCUGGUUUGUGCGAGUGAGAUGGGAGUGGUAGAGAAUGAGAGUGAAGAACCCAACAUGAAGAGAGCAAAACAGAGUGAGAACAAUGAAGACAGGCUCAGUGAUUUGCCUGAUUGCGUUCUCAUUCACUUGAUGUCAUUUGUACCAACAAAAGACGCUAUUCGAACUUGCGUGUUGUCAAGAAGAUGGAAAAACCUCUGGAAGCAGCUUCCUUCGCUCAUUUUACAUUCCUCACAUUUCGGAUUAAAGGCACUUUUCUACAAAUUUGUGCCUAGGGUUCUCUCUUUCCGUGAUUACUCUGUUCCAGUCCACCAUUUUGACUUCGAUGUUAGUGGUCGUGUUCCUCCCCAACUUGUGAAAAGGGUUUUGAGAUAUGCUUUAUCGCAUAAUGUCCAGCAAUUAAAACUCUCUGUUGAUUGUGAUCUCGAUUUGCCACGUAGCUUAUUUUUCUGUCAGACAUUAACAUCACUUGAUCUUUCCGUUAACAGCAGAUUUAACUCACUUCCAAAAUCUCUGAACUUGCCAGCUUUAACUAGUUUGCGUCUUCAUAACUUUGUCUUCGGUGACGGUGAAUUGCUGGAGCCCUUUUCGUCAUGUACUAAGAUGAAGACUUUGGUCAUUGACAAUUGUGAUGUAAGGGAUACACAAACUCUUUGCAUUUCAAAUGCCACUCUUGUCAAUAUGACUGUAUGUUCUAUUAUAAGUCAAGCUUACAGCCUUGUGCUAUCAACUCCCAACCUUUGUUCUUUUGUUUUCUCGGGUAUUCCUGCUCAGCAAAUCUCUUUCUCCGUCAGCGUUCUUUCUUUAGUUAAAGAAGUAAAUAUUGAUGUUGAUAAUUGGUUCGUAUCACGUUACUUGGAAUCAGCUUUCAAAGGAGGAAAUAUUAAUGUUGGUGAAUGGGCAACAUCUUACUUGGAAACAGCUUUUACCAUGAAUUGUUGGCUGCAUACAUUUGCCAACGUAAGAACAUUAACACUCUCUUCAAGUACUCUUCAGAUUUUCUCCCUAGUCACAGAUUGGUUGAAUACUAAUACUUCCGCCCCUUGCUUGAGUAACUUGAAGUCAUUGAUAGUGAAAGUGAAGGAGCCUCCCUAUCAAAAGCCACGAAAAGCUUCCAAAUCAAGGAAAGCAAAAUUGAAACCGUAUUCUCCUGUGCCUGAGGGUGUAGUGGAUUACCUGAUUCAAAACUCCUCAUCUGCGCGGGUUACCAUCAUAGAUUUGCAAAGCCAUCGACGUUUGUUUUGUUGAAGUUUACAUGCCAUUUUGAGGAUAUAACUGGUGAAUAUUUGACUGGGCAGUAUUUGGGCGGUGAAAUGGGAGUUAGUGUGAUUGUCCGAACUGAUUGGUUUGCAAUGUUUUGCUGAGAUAUAAGAUCUUGUCUUAAUUUGUUUGAAUUAGACCAGAAGCUAGUUGAAAUAUUGGGUGGUGAAC
Molecule: messenger RNA, 1599 nt
Organism: Gastrolobium bilobum
Lineage: Eukaryota; Viridiplantae; Streptophyta; Magnoliopsida; Fabales; Fabaceae
Product: F-box/LRR-repeat protein At3g26922-like
Exons: 4
Coding region: 169-1416 (415 amino acids)
Molecular function (GO): protein binding
Source: RefSeq, a predicted model, not a curated record